Penicillium antarcticum is the source of this 1143-nucleotide messenger RNA. Its product is annotated as ribokinase. Bases 1 to 1143 code for a protein of 380 amino acids. Gene Ontology annotation, molecular function: ribokinase activity. The record is from RefSeq and is a predicted model, not a curated record. Gene Ontology annotation, biological process: D-ribose metabolic process. Lineage: Eukaryota; Fungi; Ascomycota; Eurotiomycetes; Eurotiales; Aspergillaceae. The transcript has a single exon.
AUGGCACCCCUCAUCCGAGUAAUCGGCUCCCUCAACGCCGACAUGGUCUCCGUGACCCCACGCUUCCCAACCCCAGGCGAAACAAUAACCUCUUCGUCUUAUUUCACAAGUGCAGGCGGCAAAGGCGCCAACCAAGCGGUUGCCUGCGGCCGCAUGUCCAGAGCCAAACCAACAGGCCCCGCACCCUCCACCAGCGAUGUCCAAGUCGAGAUGAUGGGCGCAGUCGGCGCACUAGACGGUCACUUCUCUGCACUGCUCAAGCCAACACUCGAAAGGUCCGGUGUUGACCCAUCCAGAGUUAAGAUUGUUGAGAACGCUUACACCGGUGUUGCGGUUAUCAUUGUUGAUUCGUCGGCUGGCGGCGAGAACCGCAUUGUCUUUUCACCUGGUGCAAACUAUGAGGGUAUGCAACCUACACCGGAAGUACUGGGUAUGGCACUUGUGGCACCUGUACCGGAUGUGAUUGUCAUGCAGGGUGAGAUUCCUGUUGAUACCACUGUUGGGACAUUACGGGAGAUUGCCGCAUUCAAGGCUAAGAACCGUGCUGCUGGGAAGCGCGGCAUCGAGUGCGGUCCUGAUGUUAUGCUUAACCCGGCUCCUGCGCCUCCGGGUGGCUUGCCUGAGGAUGUUUAUGCUGCUGUGGAUCAUUUGAUCUUGAAUGAGACCGAGGCAGAGCUCAUGACACCGCCUUUGGAGCAAUUGCUCCGUGUCGUUCCUGAUGCUGAGGGUCUCGAUGGCAAGGAGAUGGUUGCGCGGUACUUCCACAAGCUCGGCGUUACCUAUGUGCUUAUCACGCUAGGGGCUAAGGGUGUCUGGUACAGUGCCACGGAUGGUGGGUCUUCAGGGCCUAGUGACGGUGUGCAGCGCUUCACGAAUGAGAUCCCUGCGGCGCCUGUGUCUCGGGUAUUGGAUACCACUGCUGCCGGGGACACCUUUGCUGGAGGGUACGCUGUCAAGGUGGCGCGGUGGCGCGAGCAGCGUCGUGGGGCCGGCAAAGCCGGGCAGGACCUGGCCGAUGACGAGAAAGCAUACCGGUAUAAGACGGUGAUGGACGAGGCAAUGCGGCUGGCUGCGCGGGCCUCGGCUCGAGCGGUGGAACGUCAAGGUGCCAUGGAUAGCAUUCCGUUUGAGGAUGAGAUCUGA